AUGAUACUAAAAAAGGCAGUAAAGAUUGAUCGCGAUACAACAUUCGAAUCUUCUUUGAACGAUAUUAUCGUACCGGGACGAACUACAGCUGAAGGCAUGUAUGACUCAAAUAUUGUAUCAAAAACCUUAAUGGUUACGCGCAGUGAAACACCAGAAGAAGAAGUAACCCGAGAGGAAACUGAUUUGAAACAAAAAACGAAAGAGUCUGCCAUGGAUAUUACUGUACCUAGAGAUUUUGAUGACGAAUAUUAUUAUCGGAUUAUACCGCGUCAAACUGAAAGCAAUCGAGCCAGAACAAUUUAUACACCGACGACAAUAGAAUAUAAGGAACAAUUCACUGGUCAUGAAUUUAGUGAAGUGUUUACUCGUCGUAAAUUGCAUGAUCAAACGGUUGGCUUCUCACCUGACGGAGAUGAAAUAGUAUCAAGACGUAUAGAAGAAAAAAUUCGGCCGUUAGAAAAACGUCUUGUACAUUAUGGAAAAACCAAACAAGGUGCAUGUCCUAUAGUGGAACAAUUCGAUUUGCAUGCAAAUAUGCAAGAGUUGCCUGAUUAUGCCGUGUAUGAAGAAAAUUUAGAACAGGCUUUAAUCUAUAGAUUACAGAAACAAAGUGGGUCAGACGAACAAGAUGAUGCAACGAUCGGUUUUGAAAAGCAACAACAAACGAAUAAAAUGUCAUUCAUCUCACGUAGCGUGUCACCAGCAGUCAAAUCGGACGAUUAUCGUUCCAGUCACUCUGGUCCAGUAAAUCGAUCAGGUAAAAGCUCUAAACUCAAGAUCAAAGAGGAAGAAAAACUGUUACCUGCUGACAGUUGUACGGCUCUGGAUCUCGGUAUCAUUCAUCCAUUCGUUUUACAACAAAAGAAUUUAAUCAAUAAACUAUCCAUUCUCACAUCCGAAGAAGAAAAAGCUCCAUCGGAAGCUAUCGAACAAGAAGAAGUGCUUAAUAAACCGGCAAGUAUAAAAACAAUCGCAGAAAGAAAAACGGGACUUCCCGAAAUCAAUGAACAAGGAACAACGGUAACAGUCGAAGAAACAAAAAGCAGCAACAAUCGAAAAACGGUGACAAUCAUGACACCCACCCAACAACAAUUAGAAGCCGGAGAACUAUCAACACCAGGUAAACGAAUUUCAACAACAAGUCAGACAAUAUUAGCGAAACGAUCGUUGACACCUAAAAGAUUAUCGCUUUUUAAAGCAGUAUCUAAAACAAGCCGAGCAAAAAUCGAACCGAAAACGAAUAAAAAACAACAAUUAACAGUGAUGGCGAGAGAAGAGGCGAUAACAACUACUGAACCAUUGACUUCGACAUCGUUCACUCAGAUCACAGAAGCUUUUGAUUUUGUUCAAAAUAACACAGAACAAGGUUUUAGAGCUGAAAAAGAUCAGUCUACACCCAUUCAGUCACCGAUUGUUUCAACAACACGUGAAGCAAAAGCCGUAUUUCACCGUGUGGGUGGAAAAUUAACUAGAAAGAAGAGUAGAAAGAAGAAAACAGGCGGAGAGAAAAAGAGUAAUAGAGAUAAGAAGAGUAAAAUCAAAAAAUCACUAACUUCAUCGAAAAAACGGGCAGUUUCCGAUGAUAAAGAAAGUAAAAAGAAAGCACAGAUGGGACAAAUCAAUACUAGCAAUAAGAGUGUUCCAGCAAUGCCGAGGAAGGCAGUACCAUUCGUAUCGAUAAAACCGGCCGAACAAGAAGACGUGGUGGAUGAACCAUCGAUAAAGAAAAAACGGAAACGAUCCGGUAAGCAUUAAAUUAACUAAUUACUAUCGAAACGGAAAGGUCGUGCCGGUUGCCGUUUUUCAAAUAACUUUUUAACGAAAGGUCUUAGCGGCCUGCGGUUUUCACCAUCGUAUAGAGGACGAUUUUUGACGCAAUCUUAACAGUAAGC
Didymodactylos carnosus is the source of this 1892-nucleotide messenger RNA. Lineage: Eukaryota; Metazoa; Rotifera; Eurotatoria; Philodinida; Philodinidae. The record is from the annotation of a GenBank genome assembly.